Arachis duranensis is the source of this 1041-nucleotide messenger RNA. RefSeq names its product putative receptor like protein 25. NCBI's taxonomy places the organism in Eukaryota, Viridiplantae, Streptophyta, Magnoliopsida, Fabales, Fabaceae. Gene Ontology annotation, molecular function: protein binding. The record is from RefSeq and is a predicted model, not a curated record.
AUGAAUUUUUCCAGGAAUCUCAACACAUUGAAUCUCAAUGGGAACCAAUUAGAAGGUCAGUUGCCUGCAUCUCUGUCCAACUGCAAAGAUUUGAUGGAUUUGAAUCUCGGCGACAAUCAGAUAGAGGAUACAUUUCCACAUUGGCUUCAAAGUUUGAAUUUGGAAAUAUUGUGGCCAAUUACCAAAAGGUUUCCAAGCCAUGAAGACUGCUGUUGGAGCAGAAGUGCAAAGCAGCUUCUAUUACAUCCAAACUGGUUAUGGCGUUUACUAGGCUCCAUUGACCUAGAAUACGAUGAUUCUGUGACUGCAACACUGAAAGGGCUUAGAACCAAUCUUGAGAAAAUUCCAAAUGUCUUUGUAAGUAUUGAUUUAUCAAAUAACAGAUUUGAAGGAGAGAUUGCAGAUGAUUUUGGAGAACUUCAUGCACUUAUAAGCCUUAACCUUUCCCAUAACAGCCUCACUCCUGUUCCUCACUCUCUAGGAAAUUUGACAAACCUUGAAGCAUUGGACCUCUCCUCAAAUUUGCUUACAGGGAAAAUUCCUGAUGAGUUGACCAAUCUGAUCUUUCUUGAAGUCUUGAAUCUUUCCAGCAACCAUCUUGAGGGAUCAAUACCUCGAGGAAAGCAGUUUGAUACAUUUUCAAACGAUUCCUAUGAGGAAAACAUGGGGCUAUGUGGAUUUCCAUUGUCAAUUGAAUGCAACAACAAUGUCCCUCAACAGCAAUAUCCAUUUUCUGAGGCUGAAGACAAGUUUGGGUUUGGUUGGAAACCAGUGGCAAUAGGAUAUGCAUGGGGAAUGGUAUUUGGAAUUGGCUUGGGAUGCUGUGUUUUCUCAAUUGGAAAACCUCAAUGGCUUGUUAUCAUCUUUGGAGGCAAAAGAAUUAAAAGGAGGAGCCGUGGAAACCGGCGUGCAAGAACAACUUAGUGGCCACAGCUUCUGCAUGAGAAAUCUGUUUCAGGUUUUUGUUGUAACAUAAAUGUGCAAUAAUUAAGUUUGUAUGUUAUGCUGCUGUGUCUUUUUAUAUUUCGUUUUGAGGCUUUA